Molecule: messenger RNA, 697 nt
Organism: Mucor mucedo
Lineage: Eukaryota; Fungi; Mucoromycota; Mucoromycetes; Mucorales; Mucoraceae
Exons: 1
Coding region: 113-622 (169 amino acids)
Source: RefSeq, a predicted model, not a curated record
GGCCACAAAAAAAAAAAUUUAUGCAAAGUUACAUAAUUAAACCUGACGAGUAUAAAAAAGGGUCGACUCUUCUUCCCCAAGCGUUAUUUUUUUUCAGACUUGUUGAAUCAUUAUGUCAGAUCAUACAACAGAAAAAGAAGCAGUAACAGAUAGCUACAAGUCAAAGUUAUACAACGAAAUCAUUCCAUUAAUACUAAUAUCGCUUGGUUCAUUUUAUGUCAGUAUUCUUCUUUAUCGAUAUAUACGCUGGAGAUACCGCAAACAAAAGGCCAAGAAGAUGCGAAUAAAUCGACAAAAGCUAGAACGGUUUUUUAUGGAUAGAGCAGCUUAUUUGGAUUCCAGACAUAGGAUACAAAAACCCUCGCACUGUUAUAGCGAUGAUAAACCCCCCUUUGAUUCAAAUGUAACGUUGGUAGUGAAUGGUGAAGAAAGAUACAUUAAACAGCAGUAUUUACGUCACUCCAAAAAAGAAACAAUGAGUCACUCGCAGCAGAGAAAAAGAAGGCAAUUAUUAUGGCAGUGGAGUGUUUCCAUGGGAUAUUGUAGAUAUAGUCACGGGCACCAUUUAGAUUCGAUGAUCGAUAAACUUGUAAAGCGCAGUGGUACUGAUAGUGCCUGCUAAUUUUGGGGUUGUUAUGUACAUAAAAAAAAUAAAAUAUAUUUAGAUAAUGAUGGGCUCGUGCGUAGUCAAGUAGAC